Molecule: messenger RNA, 705 nt
Organism: Daldinia loculata
Lineage: Eukaryota; Fungi; Ascomycota; Sordariomycetes; Xylariales; Hypoxylaceae
Exons: 2
Coding region: 1-705 (234 amino acids)
Source: RefSeq, a predicted model, not a curated record
AUGGGCAACAAUAGCAAGGGUAAAUCCAAAGAGCGGGAUGACCGUCCAAAUCGGGUGGUCAUUGAACUAGACGACAAGGGCCGAGUAAUGGACACACAAUUCGAUCCGUAUGAUUCCAGAUAUAUAGAAAGACUUCUAGCAGAAAAUAGAGCCCGUUAUUAUUCGGGAGAUGCCCAAGCUAGCUCAGCUCCGCGGCGCAGUCGAGACCCUGGUCCAUACGGCAGUAGCCAAACGGCAUACAACACAAGCCUCCAACGACCUGAAGCCGAAGUAUCCCCUGAGAGACGUGACCUUCACGAUCGAGUAACGGAAUGGAUGCAAACACCAAGCUUUCCUACUUCGGCUACUCCUAUGGGGCAGCAGCAGCAGUAUGCGUCUUCCUCGAGUGCCACCUCUGGGUAUGUCGCAGGAUACAGUACCACAGCGGCGUGGCCUACAGACCCAAACACGGUGGCCCCAAGCGAUAUAGCGAGCUACUACAACAGAAGCGGCUACCCGAGCAGAGCAUCCAGCCCCCCGUACAAUCCUUCGGACGCCACGAGCCACUAUGGGCGUACGGGUCUCGAUCCUUCCGCGAGUGAGAGACGGACGCAAAGGGACCGUCAGAAUCAGGUGCUCCUGUACGAAGACCCAAGACAGAGCCGUAGGGAGCAAGAAAGAGACAGGAAAAAGGAUAGGCGGCGUGGAAAGGAAAGAGCCCAUUGA